AUGAACAACCAGGCACUUCAAGUAUCGACCCUGCUGAAUCCAGAUGACUCUCAAUCAAGAAGCUCGAUACCAAACACACCAACGUCGAACAGACUCUCUCAGCACCAACAGCAACCAAGCACGAUCUUGCCGUCGAUCAACCAGACCUUCGAUGUGGGAAACCGUGGAAGUGUGGACUACCACCAAUCGUUCGACUCGCGCAGAAGUAGCAUUGACAGCCGUGUUCACAAUGGUAUCUCCAACCUAGGUCUCAACAACCCCACGUCUCCCUACGAAAGCCAAAAUGGCUCUCAAGUCUCGUUGGCUGCCAGUCUUCGACGACCCAACAACGGAAACACUAUGUCACCCAUGAGUGGUCGUGGCAGCAUCCGCGGACAGGGUCCAAGAGUUGCGCCUCCAAUCGUUGGUGCUUCCCGAGUUCCCGGCGGUCCUGACCCAAUGGCUUCCAAGCCAACCCCCGGUCAUGCCUGGGCCUUCCCUGACGACCCGAUAGCUGAAGAAUCAAGACGCGAAUCAAGCAGCGAGGACUCUCAACGUCACAGCAUCUCCAGAACCAACAGCUAUGCCGCAUCUUCUAUCAGAAGCAGCAUCUUCUCUCAGGGCGAAGGUCUCCCUUAUGGCCAGAGAAGAUUUGAUGAUGAUGCACCAACCCACCAUCACCACAGCAUGAGCCAACACAGAUUGUCUGCUCUUCAGAACGAGGCCAACAUGUCAGGUGGUGGAAACUACAGCCGUACGCCAGAAUUGCGUAUCAGCCACAAACUUGCAGAGCGCAAGCGCCGUAGUGAGAUGAAGGAUCUCUUCGAGGAGCUCAACAGAGUUGUUCCAACCAACGGUGGCGCAAAGGCUAGUAAAUGGGAGAUCUUGACNAAAGGGUGA
Messenger RNA from Aureobasidium vineae, 879 nucleotides. The record is from the annotation of a GenBank genome assembly. Lineage: Eukaryota; Fungi; Ascomycota; Dothideomycetes; Dothideales; Saccotheciaceae.